This is a messenger RNA of Cyprinodon tularosa, 1151 nucleotides long. RefSeq names its product dickkopf-related protein 2-like. Gene Ontology annotation, biological process: multicellular organism development; negative regulation of canonical Wnt signaling pathway. The coding region runs from base 134 to 988 and encodes 284 amino acids. The transcript is spliced from 5 exons. Lineage: Eukaryota; Metazoa; Chordata; Actinopteri; Cyprinodontiformes; Cyprinodontidae. Gene Ontology annotation, molecular function: co-receptor binding; receptor antagonist activity. Gene Ontology annotation, cellular component: extracellular region. The record is from RefSeq and is a predicted model, not a curated record.
UAUAAAUGGAUCAGGGUUUACCUGGCCUCAGUUUCAUCCAGAGCAAACACCUGAGACCUGUUCAGGAUUCCAGAGGAGGAGCAUCAUUUUCAGCAGCAGCGGGCUUAUAAAACCCGCCCGGUGUUUCGCAGCGAUGAGCCUCCAGUUGGUGCUGAUGGUGAGCGUCGGGGUCGCGCUUCUGGCGUGCGCCCGCCGGACAGAGGCGCGCGUCCGGCUGAACUCCAUCAGAACCGUGAUCCUGACGGAGGGUCACGCGCUGCCCAUGAACAGGAGCGCGUGGGGACCUGACAUGGACCUGACGCUGUACCAGUGCAUGAGCGACCUGGAGUGCAGCGAGGGCAACUACUGCCACAUCCCGACUAAAGGCCCCACACACUCCCGCUGCAAGGCCUGCCGCAGGAGGAACCGGCGUUGUCAAAGGGACAGCAUGUGUUGCCCUGGCAACCGCUGCAACAGCAACAUCUGUGUUGCUGACGUGGACAGCUUUUUGUCCCAGAGCAUCCUGGACCUGGAUGGAGACAGGAGCUCAACGCCGAAAAAAGGAUGGAAGAGAAGAGGCAGAGUGAAUGUUAAAGGAUCAUCUGGUAAAGGUCAGGUGGGGGACCCUUGCCUGCGCUCCUCAGACUGCUCAGACAGUUUGUGCUGUGCCCGUCACUUCUGGACUCGGAUCUGUAAGCCGGUGUUGCGCGAGGGACAGGUCUGUACGCGUCAGCGGCGUAAGGGGCACCAGGGUUUGGAGCUCUUUCAGCGCUGCUCCUGUGGUGAAGGACUCGCCUGCCGGGCAUUACGCGACCCAAGCAGCCAGACUCCUGCACCAUCGUCCUCUUUGCUGGAGGAGGCCUUGAAAUCCAAGUUUGCUGCGUCCCCGUCCCUGUCUCGGCACUCUUCUCCCCACACCUCAAUGCUGUCCGCAAGCUCUUCGUCUUCGUUGGGAAAAUCGUCUUCAGCUGUGGCCAAGACGAGACUCCAUGUUUGCCAGAGAAAAUAACUUUUAGAGACGAGAAGGCAAACAGACUGAUUUAGGGAUGGAUGGAGCGAAAACAGCUUUUUCCAUGUCUGUGAUCGAGCCUCGAGGCAACGGGAGGAUGAUGCAUUGUUAAAGAAAGGGAGGGAUGAAUUACAUUCCUGUUUACACCUGUGAAAAUUCCUCU